Xyrichtys novacula (pearly razorfish) is the source of this 671-nucleotide messenger RNA. Lineage: Eukaryota; Metazoa; Chordata; Actinopteri; Labriformes; Labridae. The record is from the annotation of a GenBank genome assembly.
AUGAUCAUCCAGUCAUCUAUGCAGACACACAUGUCAGUCAAUUCAUCCUCCACCUCCUCGCUCAAUGAUCCUCAAUAUCAUAAAGUGUGUCAGUCAAUCUUUACGGCCCUCUUCAUCGCCUUCCUCCUCAUCCUCCUCCCUCUUUUCAUCCAUGUCCUGUAUGUGGGCUACAGACGAUGGAAGAGACAGCGCUGUAACGCCGGGGCAGAAAUGACGUGCCAUUCUGACGUCUUCACCUACAACAUGGUGGUUCUGGAGCUCAUCGCUUUGACUGGGUUUUUUUUCUACUGUUAUGGCUUCUUCACUCAACAGUGGACUUUACUGAGGGUGGGGGUUUACAUCUUCUCCAUCGUCGCACCUGGACAGAGUCUGUUCCACGUCCUCACCUGUGUGGAGCGAUACGUGGCGGUGGCUCACCCAGUCACCUACAUGGGGCUGAAACAGUCAGCUGGGGUCAGGAUCAGGAACAUCACUAUUGGGGGUGUUUGGAUGAUUUGCUUUGCAGAAUUAAUUGUGACACACAAACUCUGGUUGUUUCUUGUCUUGAAUCUUUCUCUUCUGCUGGCCUCCUCCAUUGUUGUCCUUUUCUGCAGUCUAUCUGUCCUUCACAUCUUGAUUCACCCAGGGCCAAGGGAAGUGGGACAGACCAGGGAGCGGGUCGACCAAACUAG